GAGGGAAAUCCCUUGCAUUGCGAUUGUCAAUUAGUCGCCUUUCUCAGAUUUGCUGAAUCGAGAAACUUGCAGUUAAAGAGCUACAACCCAGUCUCCGAACCCUCGUGUCAAAGUCCUCUUAAUUUCAAUGGAACACUGCUGACGGACAGGACACUUCAGGAAAUGGUUUGUGAUUCAGAUUCCAUCAUUCGUACAGAUCCCCGCACCGUCAGCACCGCUACAGACGCCCCCAUCACCAGUUUAAACACCGUUACCACCGCUACAGACGCGCCCACCACCAGAUUAAACACCGUCACCACCGCUACAGACGCGCCCACCACCAGUAUAAACACCGUCACCACCGCUACAGACGCCCGAUCUACCCGCCUAGACAUCAAUACUACCGGAACAAACAGCGUUAGAGCAAUCACAAAAGAAACAGUUCCUAUUCCAACAACAACCAUCAUCAUCAUCAUUUUGGCCACACUAUUGGUUUGUGCGAUAGGAACAGCAGCAGGCAUCUUCGUCGCUUAUCAACGAAGACAGAUAGAGGAAACCAAUUACGAACCACCGCGACCCUAUCCUGACAGCAACCCGGGUUAUGCGAUUCCAUUACAUGUAUACGAAGCGGCGAGUGACGACAGAACAUACGAUGAGGUAGAACCGUCAGAAGAAGCAGAAUACGAUGACACUUACGGUUCUCCAUACCUAUAUGUUGUUCCUUCGUUUUCUGACAAUGUAUGAAAAAUAGUUUUUGUUUUAGAAUUGUAGUAUAUCUUAUAUAUAGCAGGUCAGUUAUUUUUUCUAAUUUUUGUUUCCUGUAUAUAAUAUGAGAUAAUUUUUACACGCGCGUUUAAAACAGGACGAAUUGGGGUAUGACGUCGUCCAUCUGUCUGUCCGUCUUUCUGUCCUGAUCUUGUAGGCAAAAUGCAAAAUGAAUCGUAUGCUCCAAGACCUUACAAUGCGGUACAUUUGAUCACCGUGAUUAAGGGAAGAUGUCUAUAAUGGUUUUUAAAGCCAAAGGUUAAGGUCGUUGUAUCACUUAGGGAAAUCUUGUAAGCAGGAUAAACACUGAACCAUUGGGACUAUGGGCGUCAAACGUGGUACACAUACACCUUAUACCAAGUGGGGGGUGUUUAUUGUUUCUGCUCAAUGGCCGUAAGCGCCGAGCAUAGGCCUAAAUUUGAAGCCCUUCACCGGUCUUUAUGGCGUCUCCAUAUGAGUGAAAAAUUCUCGAGUGAGACGUUAACCAAGAUACUUCUUGUUUCUCAAGGAGGAAAAAAAAAUUCAGUUUGUAUUUCAGCUGGACUGAUGCACCAUGAUCUACUUUGGUGAUAAAAGUAGGUCAAACAGUUUUCCAGGGUUUUUUCGAUAUAAAUACAUGUAUUGCCCUGAUGUUUUGUCAUAACCGCCAUCUCAGCAUUCCAAUACAUCUGCCCAGUUGUUCUGUCGUCAGGCGACGCCUUACACGUUGAGGGGCGUUGUGUUGAUAAACGUAGUGUAAACACUCAAGUGAGUUUGAAAUUUUAGAAAGAAUCAGACACCGAUGCCUGAGUGAAAAUCUUGCAAUGGUAGCAAAAGCAUAAACUGUGAUGAGAAACGCAUUUCCCAUGGCAUGAAAUGCACGUGCAAGUUUGUUGAAGACGUUUUUGAUUUCACUUGGACACAAUAUUGCCAGUUAUGCAGUUAUUGAUUUUUUAAACAGAAAAAUAUCUAAUAGUAUGAUCCUUAUCAAAUUUUGAGUAGUAUAUAAUCAGUUCAUAUUUCAACUUGAUUGGCGCACUAUAACUUACUUUAGGUCUAAAUGUAGGUCAAGUAGUUUUCUGGAUUUGUUCUCAUCAUAGAUACAUAGAUUGCACUGAAUGUCUCACGGGUGUAUGUUGUACCAUCCGUGGUAGUCUUGUCUACUUCUAGUAUACGCUACAGAGUGUUUUGGCUUAUCGUUCUUUUUUCCGCAUUCCGUCCAUAUGUUCAAGCUAUCUUCUUGAUAUAUAUUAGUUCACAUUAUUAUUUUGUAGGUAAUGUUACUAUUCUCUAUCAUUGUAUAUUUCCAUGUCAGUCGAUUGAAUGGUUGUUGCAAUCAUCUUGAAAUACUUGGUCAGUAAAUUUCCUAUUGGGCGAGAAUUAAUAUGGAGUUUACUAGCCACAUAUAUACCGUGUUGGUCCAACUACACACUAUUUAAUAUUUAAUAUAUUUUACCGAUUGUUCUUUAUUACAUAUCAUCAAGGUAUAGUUUUAUGGCAUUUGUUCAAUAUCCGUAUUUUAACCUUGCUAUUUUUUCAUAGAUUGAAAACUACUGCAAUGGCAAAAAAAGAUACGACAAUGCAUGUGACAAAUAUACUUUAGAAAAUAUGGGUAGAUGUAGAAAAGCGCUGUGUUUUUCGCGGAAAAGCUAGCAUUAUUUUCACGAAUACUUCUUUUGUCACUUGUUUUUAAUCUAUGACCAGAAAUAACUAUGACGUGACACACAAGUGACGUGAGAAACUGUGUGACUUACGUAUAUGCGUUCAAUGUAUUGUCUGUAAUCAGUUUUAACAGAAAAGUAUUUCUUCUACCGGGGUUUUCAACGGUGUUACUGAGCAGUCCGCCAUUUUGAAACCAGAGUAAGUAUAACAAGGGGAAUAACUCGUCUUUAGAUCGCGUAUGUAGACUAAUGUAGUGAAUGUAUUGAUUGCAUAUUGUUUAACGUCCCUCUCAAUACUCUUUCACUCAUAUGGAGACGUCACCAAUGCCGGUGAAGGGCUGCAAUUUUAGGUCUAUGCUCGGCGGUUAUGGCCUUUGAGCAGGGAGGGAUCAAUAUCGUGCCACACCUGCUGUGACACAGAGCCUCGGUUUUUGCGGUCUCAUCCGAAGGACCGCCCCGUUUAGUCGCCUCUUAUGACAAGCAAGGUGUACUGAGGACCUACUCUAACCCGGAUCCCCUCGGGAUGUAUUGAAUAUAUGUGGUUUGUGUAUGUAGACUAAUGUAUCGAAUAUAUGUGGUUUGUGUAUGUAGACUUAAUUUAUUGAAUAUAUGGAUUAAACCAACACGGGUCAUGGAUGAAAGGUGAAGAUAACGAACAGUGAUCAAUCUCAUAACCCCUACAAGCAAUACAAAAUAGAUAGUUGGGCAAACACGGACCCCUGGACACACCAGAGGUGGGAUCAGGUGCCUAGGAGGAGUAAUCAUCCCCUGUCGACCGGUCACACCCGUCGUGAGCCCUAUAUCCUGUUCAGGUAAACGGAGUUAUCCGCAGUCAAAAUCAGUGUGCCAAGAACGGCUUAACAAUCGGUAUGAAACACGUCAGACAGCAUUUGACCCAAUGAUAGGUUGUAUUGACGAACUAGAAAGUUAUAACGACCAUAGAAUUUGCGAAAUGCUGACUUCAAUUGAGACUAUUGAAACCCCUGUACCAUCAACUUACUGAUGUGGUUUGUGUAUGUAGACUAAUGUAUCUAAUAUAUGUGGUUUGUGUAUGUAGACUAAUGUAUCUAAUAUAUGUGGUUUGUGUAUGUAGACUAAUGUAUCUAAUGUAUGUGGUUUGUGUAUGUAGACUAAUGUAUUAAAUAUACAUGUAUGUGGUUUGUGUAUGAUCGAUGUAAACUACUGAUUACAAAUUUGCGGAUAUGAAUUUACUAUAUUAUCUGUUGUAAUGUAUGUUUUGUUGUUUGUUUACAGAAU
Ostrea edulis (European flat oyster) is the source of this 3641-nucleotide messenger RNA. RefSeq lists its product as uncharacterized. NCBI's taxonomy places the organism in Eukaryota, Metazoa, Mollusca, Bivalvia, Ostreida, Ostreidae. The transcript is spliced from 3 exons. The coding region runs from base 163 to 723 and encodes 186 amino acids. The record is from RefSeq and is a predicted model, not a curated record.